GAAACAUCCGGGUCUCUCAGGUUUCUAUCUGGCGACCCGUCGCCAUUAGUAGAAGCUCCCUAACGGAUAUAUUUUUUUGGUGAAAAUCUCCCAAUUGUCGUGUUUUCCAGCCUUUGGAAAACAUCUGCCGCCUUGUUAAGGGCAUUUUGUUUCCCUUACCGAGUAAACAACCUAAACUCGGGGGGUGUUGGCCCCGCGUGUUGAGCUUUCGUCCUCUCCACCAGCAACCCCCAUAACUUGAGACGCCGAAAUCGUGUCUCUUCUUUUUUCUCGGAUUGUUUAUUGUCAAGAUGUCGCCGUAAUGGGUUAUCCGCGUUUGACAGAAAUGCACCAGGGCCUUCGUCGCCUGACCCGCACUCACAGCCCGCUUUCUCCCUUUGUUUUCCCGUGUGGCGUUAGAGAGCUCGGCGGCUCUCUACCCGCAGCUCGGCCCCUGUACCGCGGACUUCACGGAGACAAACAUGGAGAAAAACCCCAACAGCAAGGUUCCGCCCCGGUCCAGCUCCACAGGCCCGACACCGGGCGAUUCUAAACCCAAAACAGAAAGUAAAAAUAAUGGAGGCUCCAAGCGCUACAGCCGCAAGCAUGAGCCUGCUAUUCCAAAAACCGAAAAUGUUCAAGGCCCUCGUCACACCAAUUCACAGAAAAGCAAAAGCUUUGACAAGAGACCCGCCCAGAGAGGUGGAGGAAAACAAUAUGGCGUUGCAGGUGGAGGACGACGUGAGGAGGUAGCAGAGACCUGCCGGGCAGACUUUAGCCCGGCUCAGUUUGCUGGACCUAAAAAAGUUAGCCUCAACCAUCUGCUGAACUUUACCUUUGAACCUCGUGGAGGUUUCGGUGGCAUCGGAGAGGGAGGCAACUCUGGUUGGGGCCGCCGAAACAAAUGGGGCCACAAGCACAAGCCCUUCAACAAGGAGCUUUUUCUGCAGGCCAAUUGCCAGUUCGUGGUGUCUGAUGACCAGGACUACAAGGGUCACUUCACUGAUCCAGAUACUUUGGUCAACUGGGACUGUGUGCAGCAAGUGCGUAUCUACAGUCAUGAGGUGCCGUCUUGCCCGAUCUGCCUCUACCCUCCUCUGACCGCCCGCAUCACCAAGUGCGGACACAUCUUCUGCUGGCCGUGCAUGCUGCACUACCUCUCUAUUGGUGACAAGAGCUGGUCCAAGUGCCCCAUCUGCUAUGAGGCAGUAAGCACCGCUGACCUGAAGAGGUAAGUCAAUAAAAGCCUUUUAGGCUAACUAAAGCCACCCGACGAACAAACACUAACAACUGUAUUGAUUCUUUAAUGCAAAAGUUACAAUCUGCAAUCUGUUGUAGUCACAAUUAUUAAUCGGCUCCAGCUCUGAUUGUAAGUGAUGGUGUGGGGAUUGUCCACAGUAUUGAGUAUGUAAGUCGCUUUGGAUAAAAGCGUCUA
Messenger RNA from Notothenia coriiceps (black rockcod), 1414 nucleotides. It is a transcript of the gene rnf10, whose product is annotated as ring finger protein 10. The record is from RefSeq and is a predicted model, not a curated record. The transcript is spliced from 5 exons. Bases 462 to 1214 code for a protein of 250 amino acids. Lineage: Eukaryota; Metazoa; Chordata; Actinopteri; Perciformes; Nototheniidae. Gene Ontology annotation, molecular function: transcription cis-regulatory region binding; metal ion binding. Gene Ontology annotation, biological process: positive regulation of transcription by RNA polymerase II; positive regulation of myelination.